AUGUUUGGAAUUGAUAUAGGUAAAACUACGAUAAGGCUAUCCCGUCUUUUUGAUCUUCAAAUGUCAAGAUUCGAAACGAGGUCAUUUGAAUUUAAAGCCUCCAUAGAGGAAUUCCAACAACGAAUUUAUUUGUCAAAAUCCAAAAUCACUCACAAUCAAUUAGCAUUUCUUGACGAUGACAACAGAGAAGUGAAAUUUCUAUUUUUCGGUAUUAAUUCUACCGCAAGCAAAGAGUAUCAUGAUUAUCUUAAAUCAUUAAAAGUCCAAUACUUUUCUUUUCCAGAAGAAACCAUCAAAAAAUACUUUACAAAUGAAAACGAUCAAUAUGCUUGUGCAAUUGCAAUCGCAAAUGCUGUUUCUAAAGAAAUUUAUUUUCCAUAUUGUCUUCAUCAAUUUAAUCAAAACGAAAUACCAGAUUGCAUUGAUUUAUACAAUCCUUACCUUCCCAAUAAAGAUAUAAAAAUUGUUCCAAACAAAGAAUAUUCUUUUAAAUUAUCGAGAGAACACAAUAUCAAAUCAAUAUACUUGACAGAUCUAGAUCUUGCAGAUGAAUACAUAAGAAAGAACUUCCAAAACCCUCGUGAUAAUGUCAUUACUGGAUACAUUGAAGUAAAAAUAGAUUCAAAAACAUCAAUACGUUCAUGCGAUAUUCUUUCCACUAUUAACUGCAUUGCUAUAGUAAGUUACAACGAAGAAAUCAAAGAAUCUUUGGAAAUCAUUCAAAAAAUUAGAAAUUCUCAAAAAUGUAUUUGGUUUGAUCCCGAAAACAAACUUACAAGUCAGUAUGAACUGCAACCAUUGUAUUUCAGGCAACAUAUUGUUGGAUUUCUCAAUCUUAAACCAGAAAAAACUGGUUUAAGAAAUCCACAAAACAUUCCAUCUUUUUUUGAAUUUUUCUAUUGGACAAUUGUUUAUGGUCUUGUUUCCAUCUUUCAAGAACGUCAUCGAAUACAAUGUAUUUCAGGUAUCCAAUUCGAUGACGAAAUAAACGAAGCGAUAUAUAUGAAAACAAAAGGAUUCAUCACAGGUCUAAACAGCGAAAAUAGAUCUGCUGUUUAUCUUUAUGUUGAUUACAAAACAGGAUUUAUUUUUAUGAUAAAAGAUUCACUUCCGAAAAUAGAAAUAGCAAAAUAUCCAUCAAUUGUAGAAAUGCACACAAUCAAUGGAAAAUCAGUGAUGCCAUUAUAUAGAUACAAAUCAUUGAAAGAUAUUAUUUAUGAUAUAAAUAAUACACAAAAAUCAAUUAUUGUUUUUGGAUUGUUAAUGACUAUUUCUAAAUUACAAGAACAAGGAAUUGUUCAUUAUGACAUUAGAGAAGAUAAUGUUUUAAUUGAUCAUAAUUUUCAACCAAUUUUAACUGAUUUUGAUUUUAGUUGGAAAGAAAAAAGUCAAAUAGAUCCAAGGGCAAGCGUAAGCCAAGUAUUUCAUCCAACAUUAGAUAGACCUGAUGAUAUUUAUCAACUUGCUGCAUUAAUUGAACGUUUAUCGAAAGCUGCAAAUAGAAAUGAAUUAAUUAAAUUCAUUAAACAAGUUAAAAAUGAUGUUACAGAUUAUGAUAUCAAUCAGAAAAUGCUUCAAAAGGAUAUUUUCCGGUUAUAUAAUUCUAUAAGGAAUGAAAUUCUUAUUGACAAGGAAAAGAUUGAUAAAUUUGAUUCAUGGCUUCAAACUUUUUAUAUUCAUCCUUUCGUCAACAAAAUUAAAAAUGAUAAAGAUUUAAAUGAUGAAUAUCGAUUUGUUUCACUGUCUUUAUUAGCUAAAGAGAUGGUGACAGAAAGGAUUUUGUUCCCUGAAACAAAUUACUUCGAAUUCAGGAAGUAUAUUAGUAGUUUUAGAGGUUUAUCAAAUCUAAAAUCAAAUGCGUUAAUUAAACUUCAUCAAGAUGAUUUCGAUGCAAAAUAUGGAGCUGCUGUUCAAUAUCAAAUCGCACAAAUGUAUGAUGGUGUUGAUAUUAAAGCUUUUGAGCAUUAUUUAAGAGCUGCUUCUUAUGAAAAUAAUUCAAAGUUUGUUGCAAAAGCAAACACAGAACUUGGAAAAAUUUUCUUGUAUUCAAAGUAUGGAAUAAUUGUUGAUGAAAAAAGGGCUCUAGAUUAUUUCAUUUUAGGAGCAAAAUAUGGUGAUCCUGAAGCUAAAUUCAUGAUUGCAGAAAUGAUGCAAUCAAAUAGCCAUCUUUUUAUUCCAAAUGAUAAAAUGAGAUCAACAUUAUACAAAGAAAGCCUUGAAAUGGAUGAUGACUUGGUUUAUUCAAUUGCUGGACUUAAAUUUUUGACUUCUCUUUCAGAGUUUCGUGAUCCAAUGUUUGGACUUUCAUGUCUUGAAUCAUCUUUGUAUAAAUAUAAUAUAGAUACAGGAUCUACUUUUACUGAAAUGGCUUUGAUUUAUGGAUAUUACGAUCCACAGAAAAUUAUUGAUGCUUACAAAUUCAUGAGAAAACAACUUUCUAUUAGUUCAAAUACAGAUUUAUAUCGAAAGUUUAAUUUCACAACAGCUUGUGAAUUUUUUGCUUUGAUUUACUUCGGAUAUAAUAAUGGAUUUGAUUGGAAAGUCUCUGUUAACUCCAACGCAUUAUAUUCUGCAUUCGAUGGCAUCAAAGAUUACAUGGAUAAUAUUGAAGAAAUUGGAUUGAGAUUGGAAGUUUUACUUCUUAUUUCAAUUAAAGAAAAAGGUAGAGUUUCUGAUAUUUUACCAUAUUUAUUGGAGUAUUCGGAAUAUCAUCCAAGUGAUUUUGCAAUUGGAAAAGGUUUGUUAUUGCUUUGGUGUUAUUAUAAUGAUAUCAAAGAAGAUCAAGUUUCUAAUCUUCUUCAACAAUCUUCAUUUGGUUCUAUUUUAUUCCAACGUGCAAAAGAUUUAUAUUCGCACAAAAUUGAGCCAAAUGAACAGCAUAGAAAAUUAUUGAAGGAAUCAAUUCUUCAUGCAGUUGAUGUAGUGAAUGAUCCUGUUGAUUGCAUUCUGAAAUCAAUUUCACAAAGUUUAAUGGGUCAAAAUUCAAAAUCAUAUGAAACACUCAAGAAUUUUGAACCUAAAAAUGGUGAAAUUUAUUACAGACUUGCAAGAAAAACUAUUUUAGGAUUUGGAUGCAAAAUAGAUAAAGAAUUAUCAAUCAGAUAUCUUAAAAACUCCCUCAAUGAAGUUCCUAUUGGAGCAAUACAUCUUGCGUUUAUGUUGAGAUGCGUCAAAGUUCCUGAAAAUGUUGAAGAUAAAAAGAAAUAUAUAGAUGACAUCGAUGAUCUAGCAAAUGAAAUUGCUGAAUUAGGGAAAAACGAAGGUGUUUCUCAGUGCAAUGAUGUUACAAAAUAUCUCAAUGAAGAAGAUAACAUUCCAAUUGAAAACAACGAAACAAAAAUGGUUAGAGACUCUUUUGGACAUCCAAAUAUUUCUCAGCCUGACCCUCAAUUCUAUCCAUUCCACGCCAAUGGAAUUGCAAAUGAUUUGUAA
Molecule: messenger RNA, 3432 nt
Organism: Trichomonas vaginalis G3
Lineage: Eukaryota; Parabasalia; Trichomonadida; Trichomonadidae
Product: protein kinase-like (PK-like) family
Exons: 1
Coding region: 1-3432 (1143 amino acids)
Biological process (GO): protein phosphorylation
Molecular function (GO): protein kinase activity; protein binding
Source: RefSeq, a predicted model, not a curated record